Hirundo rustica (Barn swallow) is the source of this 1471-nucleotide messenger RNA. RefSeq names its product pyridoxamine 5'-phosphate oxidase (gene PNPO). Gene Ontology annotation, molecular function: FMN binding; pyridoxamine phosphate oxidase activity. Bases 59 to 748 code for a protein of 229 amino acids. Gene Ontology annotation, biological process: pyridoxine biosynthetic process; pyridoxal 5'-phosphate biosynthetic process. The record is from RefSeq and is a predicted model, not a curated record. NCBI's taxonomy places the organism in Eukaryota, Metazoa, Chordata, Aves, Passeriformes, Hirundinidae. The transcript is spliced from 7 exons.
UGGGGCGUGGUCGCGUUUAGCCACGCCCGCGGCGCGGUGGGGGCACGGCUGGGCCGCGAUGGAACUGGCGGAGCUGCGGAAGAGCUACCGGGAGGACACGGAGGCCUUCGAGGAAUGUCACCUGGUGUCCCUUGACCCCCUGGAGCAGUUCCGGGCCUGGUUCCAGGAGGCACUGGAGUGUCCGGACGUCGGGGAGGUCAACGCCAUGUGCCUGGCCACCUGCACCAGGGACGGGAAGCCCUCGGCGCGGAUGGUGCUGCUCAAGGGCUUCGGGCAGGACGGGUUCCGCUUCUUCACCAACUACGAGAGCAGGAAGGGCCGGGAGCUGGAUUCCAAUCCAUUCGCUUCCCUGGUUUUCUACUGGGAGCCGCUCUGCCGGCAGGUGCGGAUCGAGGGCUCGGUGAAGCGGCUGCCGGAGGAGGAGUCCGAGCGCUACUUCCAGUCCCGCCCCAAGGGUAGCCAGAUCGGGGCCCUGGUCAGCCGGCAGAGCUCCGUCAUCCCCGACAGGGAGUUCCUGAGGAAGAAGAGCGCGGAGCUGGAGGAGCGGUACCGGGACACGACAGUGCCCAGGCCGGACUAUUGGGGCGCGUACACGGUGGAGCCAGAGGUGGUGGAGUUCUGGCAGGGCCAAACCAACCGGCUGCACGACCGGAUCGUGUUCCGGCGGCUGCGGGACCGCGCGGCGCCGCUGGGGGCCAUGACCCACCGGGGACACGGGGACUGGGUCUACGAGCGCUUCUCCCCCUGAGCCCGGCGCUGCUCCCGUCGCGGGGGGUCCCCAUUGUCCCUCGGUGUCGCGGCCGCCCCACCCUGUCCUUUGUGGUGUGCUGGGAAUGGAUUGGGAGCUGCCCUCAGCCCGGUGGGUCCCUAAAUCCAUCUGCAACCACUCUUGGUGGUUAAUGAAUUGUGUUAAUGAUCGUGUAGGGUCUGGCUGUGACCUUAGUGACGUCCCUGUUCAUGUCCCUGUCCCAGCCCUGUCCCUAUCCCUGUAAUUAAUCGUGUUAAUGAUGUGCAGGGUCCAGCUGUGACCCCAGUGACCCCCCUGUCCCUUUUACCUGUCCCUGUCCCUUGUCAUGUGCUGGGAAUGGGUUCAGAGCUGCCCUCAUCCCUGUCCCCAAAUCCAUCUCCAAGUGCUCCUGGUGGUUAAUUAAUCAUGUUAAUGAUUGUGCAGGGUCCAGCUGUGACCACAGACCCCUGUCCGGUCCCUGUCUCCAAUGCCAUUCCUGUCCCAUCCCCCUCCCUGUCCCGUCCCAUCCCCAUCCCUGUCCCAAUGCUGCCACCUCUCUCCCUCUCCUCCUCUGUUUUACCUGGAAUUGUGGAAUGUGCUCAGUUCCCAAUCCGUUCUCGCUGUUCUUUACCUUCAGUCGUGUUGCCCCUGUCGUGGCCUGUCCCAAGGCCGUGAGACCCCAAGCCCUCACCCCAUCCCCUCCUCCAGCUGCUCGGAAAAAAUAAAAUGCGAUUUCUGAAUUAA